AGCCGCUCUGGCUCAGGACGCCCUCGGGCUCGGGGCGUCUGGGGCCGGCGGCGGGGCGGCCCGUGCGGCCGAGGGCCACACGCCGCGCGCGUUGGCUGGCCGGCCCACGCGUCAAUGGCGGGGAUGAAGCAGUACUGGCUCGGGUCGCCGGACUCCGACGACCGGCAGCGCUCGCCGGACGAGGUGCGGAUCAUCCGCGAGAUGACGACCCAGGAGGUCGAGGCGUUCCUGACGGCCAACCCGGUGGACGCCGGCUCCGCGAACCAGCUCCGGAACGAGCCUCCGUACAUCGCGCUCCAGGUGAUCGACCGCGGCAAUUUGAGGGGGUGCAGAGACCCGAGCGGCGUGCUGGUCGCGAGGAUGCGCGACGCGCGCCGCGGGACCCUUAUCCCCGGUCCGUCCGCACAGCCGCCACCCGUGGUCCAGGUGGACCCCAAUGCCAGCGAGGUGGAGAAGUUCUGCGCUAUGAACCGGAUCGACCUGAACGCGACCCACGCCCUGAAAGCCGAGUCCGAGGAGGUCCAGCGGGCCGUGAUGGCCAGGGGCCAGCUGACCAGCGCCAGGAACCCCAGCGGGUCACUCAUGGCGCGGAUCCGCGUCGUCAAGGAGGCGGGCGCCGCGGCGCUGCUCCCCGGCGGCCAGCCCACCGCGAGCUUGAUGGGGCAGCAGCCGGCCGCGCUGAUGGCGAUCUUGGGGCUGCCGCAGCCCGGCGCCAUACCGUCUGGGCCAGUGCCAGGGCAGCCGCCGCCGCCGCUCGCCCUGACGGGCGGCGCAACAGCGCCGGCGGGGGGAGCGGGCGGCAUCAGCAUGGACGUGGCCGGCGAGGCGCUGAAGGCGAUCCAGAAGAUGAGCCAGGCGCCGCCGGGUGGCGCACCGGCGGGGGACGGGCCGAUGGAUAUGCUGGCGGCCGCGGAGAAGCAGUUGCGGGAGCAGAAGGCAGCGGGCGGCGGGGUCAACCCCGAGGACAUCUGAGGCGGCCCCUUCCCCAGACAUCCGACGUCUCGAUUUUUUCGAGGCGCGGGCCCCGGACCUCCCGACCACUUCCCUGGUGCCGGUUCUUCGCCCCGAGCCGUCUUUCGACGGCCCCGAGGCCCGGCGAGGGCCCCG
Prorocentrum cordatum is the source of this 1107-nucleotide messenger RNA. The record is from the annotation of a GenBank genome assembly. Lineage: Eukaryota; Dinophyceae; Prorocentrales; Prorocentraceae.